Molecule: messenger RNA, 633 nt
Organism: Morchella importuna
Lineage: Eukaryota; Fungi; Ascomycota; Pezizomycetes; Pezizales; Morchellaceae
Exons: 2
Coding region: 1-633 (210 amino acids)
Source: RefSeq, a predicted model, not a curated record
AUGUCGGAAACAGACCAGGGAGUGACCGAGUUCGUCUUCAUGCACGUUGCCGAGGGCUCGCAGCCCGGCGAGGGCCAUGAGAACUUCUUCGGCACACCUAGAGCACCGGGCUUCCUCAAUGCCCGCUACGGCUGGCAGGUUGAGGACCCCAGUGUGUUCCACUGGAUAAUAAACUGGAGAAGCCUCGACGACCACAAAGCUUUCAUGACCAGCCCUGAAUACCCUGCAUUCGUCCAGAAGAUCACACCCUGGACAUCCAACCUCUCGCUCUUCCACGCUGCGCUGCACCGGCACCCGCCUACCGAGGUGUUUGAAGGAUUGACCACGGAGCUGGUGAAACUGCACCUGAAGGAGGGAGUAACGAAAGAGGAGAUGACGAAGACAUACCAUAUUUUCGAGGAGCGCUUGAAGAAUGCAAAGGGAUAUCAUGCCCAUGCUGGGGGGUGGUCGAUCGAGGAUGAUAACUGCGCGGUCAUUGUCAUUAAGUGGGAUGAUAAGGACGCGCAUACGGAUUGGGUAAAGUCGGAAGAGGGGGAGGAUAUACUUAGAGGGAAGGAGGGGCUUCUGUGUAAUGUGGAUAAGAUUGAGAUGUGGCAUAUCAAUGAUGCUGGUCCAAUUACCCCCCCGGAGUAA